AUGGAUUUAUAUAAACAUCAUACGAAUAAGAAAAGAAAACUUGAUAAAUCAAAAAAGAAUGAAAAAAAUUUAAAGAAAAAAGAUAAUAAAAAUGAGAACUCAACUAGUUGGUUUGGACCAUGUUGUACUCGGAGGAAACAUCAUGUAACAUCAAUUAAAAACGAUAAAACACUUGAAACAUCUAUGAACAAAAUUUCAUUAGAAAAUAAAAAAAUUGACAUACAAUUAAAAUCUAAUUUACCAAUACAAUCUCUGUCUAAUGAUAAAGUUUCAAACAUACAAAUGACAUAUUUUAAACGGUCACCAUUAUAUAAUGAAUCGACAUUUUGUCAAAAAGCAUUUGAAUCAUUCGAUGAUUCUUGUAUUAAAUGUACUGUUCAAUAUGGACCUGAUUUAUACGAAGAUAUUCAUAGAAAUUUUCAAAAUUUAAAAAACCAAUUAUGUGAUAAUAAUAAAUCUAUGUCAAUUGAUGGAUUUGUCACAUUUUCGGACAAGAAAAUCAAUGAUGAUGAUCUUAAUAGUUGCUCUACAAAAGAAAAAUCUUUAAAUAAAACAAUAAAUCCUUUAAAAAUUAAUGUAAAUUCGUUUAUUAAUGAUAUUAUCGGUGAUGGAGUUGAUCGUGUAUCUCAGAUAAUUAAAAUGAUGUCAACUCAUUGUAAUAAACAAAAUGAUCUUAAAAUAGAUAAAAAAUUAUCGACAAAUAUCGAAAAUAAUUUUCAACUAAAUGAAUCAAACAAAAAAUCAUUCUAUCAUGAAAAAAGAAUACAAAGUGAUGAUAAUAUUAGACAACAUCAAUAUCAAUAUCAAGGACUUGUCUUUAAAAAACAAAAUGUAAAAACAAUAUCUCCAAUGUAUCAUCAUUCAUCUAUUGAACUCUCUUUAGACAACACAUCAACAAAAACCACUGCAGAUGAUUAUUACUGGGAUUUAACUUCGAACAAGACAAAUAUUGAUCAAGAAAAAGUACUUGAUAAAAAAAAUUCAUCACAAAAUCAAGAACCUUAUAAUUGGAAUGAUCAAGAAUAUCCAUGGCCAUCAUCAUUCGCUUUGUCUCAAGAAGAUCAUUUGAUUGAUAGUCUACAUGAUCAAUCUAAUCAAAUAAUAAUAAAUGAUGAAGAUAAAGCUUUAUCAGAUGAUGAUGAUGAUGAUUGUUCAUACACUAUUGCAUCAGUUUUACCAUCAAAUAAAACAAAGAAAGCGCAAUUAAAUAAGAAUGAUGUACAAAAUUCAAAUACAUCUCUUGAUAUUCCUAAUCACCAAGAAGCUUUUUCGACAUAUGAAUUUCAUGAAAAUACUGAUAGAAUAUUGUAUCAUGAAAAUAAAAACAAAUAUAACUUAGAAAAAACCUAUCCAGAUGAAUUCGAAGAUCAAAAUCUUAUUAAUAUGAACCAACAACAAACAUCUAUUCCAAAUUUAGUUGAAAACAAUAAUUUAUUAUCAACAAUUAAUUCUACUCAUUCUUCAGAAGUCAAUCAAGAUAAAAUUCGAAGAAUAAAUUCAUUAAAAUUAACGAAAAUAAAUAACCAGAUUUCAAUGUCUUCUAUUCAAAAUGAUAGAUCAUUUUCAAAAAGAAAUAUUUCAAAUCUUCAUGAACAGCAAUCAUUAUUUGAAGAUACUAAACUUCAAUCAUCAUCUCAAAUAGAUCAACAAUAUGAAUUCGCACAACCAAAUGAUCGAUCUAGCGCAAGAUCGAUUAGUGAUCUUUACGAACAAAUUACUCCUGCAAAGAAACAAAAAUUAAUCGAUUCAGAUUCCAUUAAUACUGUUUACUCAAUACCUGUUUCAACACAUUCAUCAGUAUUAUUAAAAGCAAUAACAGAUAAACAUAAUAAAACUAAUGUUCAAUCAUCACGAACAACUUUAACUGAAGAGUGUCCUUCAACUUCAUCAAAUACCGAAGAUAAACAACAUAAUAAUAAAAUAAUCCUAGAUACAAAAGAUCAAACUCGUUCUACAUAUGAUGAUAUAAUCAAUUCUUGGCGACGCUUACUAGAACGUCUUUUAGGUUUCAUAUUACCAUCUAUACAUAAUACUAAUAAUAAUAUAAAUUUAUCUUCAUCUAUCAUAUCAUCUGAUAUGCAUUCCUGGUCGACAUUGAUACCAACAGAAACAUAUAAUAUGACUCAAUCUGAUAAUAAUGGUCCCUGGUGGAGUCGACGUGAUGUUUACGAUCGAACUCCUGCUACAUUUAUAUUCGCUAAUGAACCAUUAAAUACAACGUAUUCAAUAAAAACAAUUACUAGUAACAAACAAAUGUGCAUAUCUAUUGAGAAUAGAUCAUGCUAUUCUAAAUAUUAUAGUUAUCCGUAUAUAUGUCACUGCUGUUGCAGUUCAUCGAUAACUAUAAACAAUAGUUCAUCAUCUUCUUAA
Molecule: messenger RNA, 2370 nt
Organism: Rotaria sp. Silwood1
Lineage: Eukaryota; Metazoa; Rotifera; Eurotatoria; Philodinida; Philodinidae
Source: the annotation of a GenBank genome assembly